AUGAAUGAUGAAAGAAUUUAGUUUUUAGAGUGGAAAAAUGAAAAAGCCAUUUUGCAAUAGAAAAUUUAAAUUUAGGAGAUGUAUAUAUAGGAAGCUAAGGAAAGAGAAGAAAAUUUAAGAAAGAUGAAUGAUAUCUUCAUAAAUACAUUGAAUUAAUAAUAAAAUGGGAAUGUUGUUCAAAAAUUUUAAAAGAAUUAUGAAUAGCAUGAGAUAGUAAAAUAAUAAGAUAUUAUAAAUGCUUAAUAAAUAGAAAUAAAAUUGCUAGAAACUAAAUUAGCUGAAAAAGAAAAUGAAAUUAAAUUAAUUUAAAAAAGCAAUGAGAAAGAGAUUGAGAAACUAUAAAAAAGGAUAGUUGAAUUAGAAUAUUUAUCUUGCAAUAAGGAAAACAUUAAUUAUUAAAAUAUAAUUGAAUAUUAGGUAAAUUAAUAAUAUGAUAAUGAUAAAUCUAUACAAAAUCAAAAAAGAAAUUAAAGUCCAUCUUAUCCUACAACUAGAAUUAGAGUGAAUCAAUAAUAAUAAUAAACAAUUUUGAAUAAUAAAUUUGAUGAAUUUACUUGUACAAAUCAAGAUUCAAAUGACAUUACUAGUUUCUUAAAUAAAAUCAAUCCUAAUUUAUAACGACAAAUGAAAGAUAUUUAAAAUAAACUAUUAAAUACAAAAAAGAAAUUGACAACAACAACAGAACAAGAAAGUUCUUUUAUACGUUAGUCAAUUUAAAAAAUAAAAAAUGUAUAUUAUACAAUUUAUAUUAAGAGAUCUAGGAACCAUUCAAUUUCUAUAAAUGAGAAUACAAAUUAUGAAUAAAGAUCAACAUGGGAUGAUUAAGUUGAGUAUAGAACAAAUCAAACAAAUUAAACAAAUUAAUCUUUAAUAUGUAAUGGAUUCAGAUUUUCUUGA
Messenger RNA from Paramecium pentaurelia, 897 nucleotides. The record is from the annotation of a GenBank genome assembly. Lineage: Eukaryota; Ciliophora; Oligohymenophorea; Peniculida; Parameciidae.